Molecule: messenger RNA, 1886 nt
Organism: Nilaparvata lugens (brown planthopper)
Lineage: Eukaryota; Metazoa; Arthropoda; Insecta; Hemiptera; Delphacidae
Exons: 2
Coding region: 393-1886 (497 amino acids)
Source: RefSeq, a predicted model, not a curated record
AGACCUUAUGGAAUCGGCAUCAGUGCUGGUCACUUUUUUGAAAACUGAGUAUCCUACCAUUAUAAUAUAAUGGAGAACUUCGUUUCUCUGAUACCUUUUUGGCUAUUGCAUUUUGUGUUUCACACAGAAAGGACUUGUCACGGUUGAUUAUAAGAAUCGUUCAAUGGUGGGUGUUGAGCUUUGAAAAUGCUGCUUUUGUUUAUUGAAGCCCCGCUUAUGCUGGGGGUGCUACAGGCUGGUUGUUGUCUUGUUGAAGACAGUCUGCUGUUUGUCCUCUUUCUGGAUGGUUGAUUGUGUUGUGAUAGUUUCGUGUUUGCCGUCUUGGUCUCGAGCAAUUGACUAAAAGUGAAGAGACUAAGUUACUCGCCAAUGUGAAUAAUCGAGCUUCCGCGAUGUCAUUUACAGUGUGCUCUUACAAAGGCUGCACAAACAGUGCAGCAAAAAUCAAAGGACUGAAGAUGUUCCGUUUUUCCAAAUCUUUAUCAGAAAUUUGGAUACGUCAUACAGGAAAUUCUGAUUUGAUUGGACUAUCUCCAACAAAAUUGAACAAGCUAAAGAGAGUCUGUGAGCAGCAUUUUCGAGAAUCGGAUAUUCUGCCAAGUGGCCGAUUGAUGAAUGGCGCUGUUCCAUUGUGCUACGUUGCACCAGAAGUAAUACCUGGCCCUUCACACCCACCACUUGUUCCAGAAUCCCCUACACCGACUCUUAAUAGAUCAUCAUCCACUCCCCGAAAAUAUAGAAAUAUUAGUGCAUUGGGUAAUCCUCCCGUCUCGCCAUCACCAACUUCUCCAUCACUCAGCACCCCAUCUGGCAAGUUUUGGGUGAAUAAUGUAUCACCAUCGCCAAAGCUGAAGUCGGUGAAUAGAGCUUUAUUUGGUUCAUCGAAUAAGAGUUUGGAAGAGAAAGUGAAAGUGUUGUCAACGAAGGUUGCAGUCUUGAGAAAUAAGUUAGCUAGUAAGAGAGCAACUAUUUACAGGUUGAAGAAGCAAUUGAAACAAAAAAGGGUUUCUGACUCUCAAAAAUUUGCUUUGUUGAAUUUCCCCCUCCGAAGUGAAGAAGCUGCUAUCGUGUGGAGAAUGCAGAAGCAUAAAAAAAAUCAACCAUGGUCGAAAAAGGAGAAGAUGAUCAGCACAACUCUCUAUUUGGUUUCUCCUGCAGCCUAUAAGUUUCUCAAACAAAUUAUGAUUUUUCCAGGCAUCAGCACUAUAAAAGCUUGGAUUUCUGAGAAAAACUCCUAUAGAACUGGUUUCAACAAAGAUCUAAUGGAGAGGAUCAGAGCGAAGGCUCGGUGCAUGUCAUCAAAAGAAAAGUCAUGUGUUCUUAUGUUUGAUGAUAUGGCUAUCAAACAGGCCUUGGAGUACUCGACAAACUUGGAUAUCAUAGAAGGAUAUCAAGAUAUAGGAAAUUAUGGCCGUGAUUGUCAUUUAGGCAAGCAAGCAACAGUUUUUAUGAUUCGGGGCCUCUAUUAUCAAUGGAAGUUACCAGUUGGUUAUUUCAUAACUGAGAAAGGACUGUCAGGCGAUAAAACUAAAACUCUGUUGCUUGAUUGUGUAACGUUUCUCGAAAAUGCAGGUCUUGAUGUUAGAGCUGUUGUUUGCGACCAGUGUACCACUAAUCGUAGUGCAUACAAGCAGCUUGGAGUAAGUCCUGCACGGCCAUAUUUUGAAAUGAGUGGAGGACGAGUUGUCCAUGCACUUUUCGAUGUUCCUCAUCUUGUGAAAUCAGUUCGAAACAACCUCCUCACACAUGAUUUUAUAAUGGAUAACAGAGUUAUAUCAUUCAGAGACAUCGAGGAGAUGUAUGCAAUUGAUUCCAGCAGUGGGUCAACGAGAGCUGCUCACCAGUUGACACCAAGUCAUAUCUGGCCGAAUAGUUUCCAAAAAUGA